Messenger RNA from Camellia sinensis, 1436 nucleotides. RefSeq names its product basic leucine zipper 9 (gene BZIP9). The record is from RefSeq and is a predicted model, not a curated record. Gene Ontology annotation, biological process: regulation of DNA-templated transcription. Gene Ontology annotation, molecular function: DNA-binding transcription factor activity. NCBI's taxonomy places the organism in Eukaryota, Viridiplantae, Streptophyta, Magnoliopsida, Ericales, Theaceae.
AAAAACAAAAAGAUGACGUGAAUUGAAAAAUAAAAAUAAAAAGUAAAUAAUAAUUAAAAAAAGUGGUAAGCAAAUAGGGAAGGUUGCUGAACAGAGUUUCCAGUCUCCAUGUGAGGCCCGCUUCACUUUUCCUUUCGCUGAAGGUUAGGGAAGCAAUAUUGGUAGUGGUAAGAGUAGAAGAGAGUGAAUAGAAAGCAAAUAUGGAAGAGAAAGGAGUGAAGUCGUCGUCGUCUUCAUCGAUGAUCUUCGAAGACAUGAAGAGAAUUGAAGAGCUUUUCAGCAAAGAUGAUGAUGCAAAAGUUUACUCUCAAAUUGCCCUUGGAUCUCAUCCACCUUCCUUCUUCUCCGAUGUCGCUCUUCAGGAGUUCAAGAAUGGUUAUCCAAGUGGUGGACUAGCAGAUAACCUUCUAUGGUCUCAAAAUAUCACUUCCAAGCAGUCCAGCAUCACAGCACCUCUUGAUUCCCAGUCAUCAAUAUGUGUCAGCAGUCCAUAUUCAACUACCAAACCGAAAGGCAGAGAUAAUCAAGCAACGGGAGCUACCAGUGGUUCCUCGCAUGAGCAAUCAGAUGAUGAUGACCUAGAGACAGAAGCUGGUCCUUGUGAACAGAGCACUGACCCUACUAUGGAUGUAAAACGCAUCAAAAGAAUGGUUUCGAACAGGGAAUCUGCUAGGCGCUCAAGAAGUAGAAAGCAAGCACAGCUGGCAGAACUUGAGCAGCAGGUUGACCAACUGCGAGGAGAUAAUGCAGCUUUGUUUAAGCAACUUACGGAUGCUACUCAACAAUUUAAAGAUGCUACCACCAAUAAUCGAGUGCUUAAGUCAGAUGUAGAAGCUUUGAGAGCCAAGGUGAAGCUGGCUGAAGACAUGGUUGCUAGGGGCUCGUUAACGUCUAGUUUGAGUCAUCUUCUACAAAAUCAUUUGACCACUCCUCAGUCAUUCAAUAGUCAGAACAUGUGCGGACUGGGUAAUCUCUCACCAACUAUCACUGUAGGUGGAGAUGAUGUCUCAUAUCCGGGAAUGACAGUUUCUGGGAAAAAUUCAACUCUUGGACUGGAAAAUGCCGAUGCCUUCAAUGGCAGUGUCAAGAAUGGAAUUGUCAGCGAGACCACCAGCUGUGUGUCAGACAAUUGGCUUUGGGAAUCUCAUGUACCUACUACAAUGUCCAAAUAGAAGUAAUGUUCUGGAAUUUGCCCCCGGUGCGUUCUUUUGUUGUUCUGCAGGGGCUGCUUUUCAUUCUGUUCUUCCUUCUUUUUUCUUUUCCUCGUGGUUUUCUUCUUUGGGAUUGUGGUUUAAUCUGGGAUAGUGUUAUUUCCUUUUUAUGUUGGACUCCUAAGUGGUUUGUGCACUACAAAGGCUUGUUUCUCAACCUCCCACACUUGAGAAUUGUAGGCUGUUGGACUCAGUAUUUGGAAAGGAACACCCAAGUAGGCAUGA